This is a messenger RNA of Podospora pseudopauciseta, 243 nucleotides long. RefSeq lists its product as uncharacterized. Lineage: Eukaryota; Fungi; Ascomycota; Sordariomycetes; Sordariales; Podosporaceae. The coding region runs from base 1 to 243 and encodes 80 amino acids. The record is from RefSeq and is a predicted model, not a curated record. The transcript is spliced from 2 exons.
AUGAGGAAUCAAGGGCUGGGGCUUGUUUUUAGAGGAAAGCACGUGAAUGGCCAUGUGGAAAAGACGGUAAAGAUUUGGCGCGACUAUCGCCCGUCGCCUGUUGCCCGCGCUCUCCCGCUUCAGAGGGCUUCCGUCUCUGCCUUCAGAGGGUUGGCCUUCUGUGCUUCGCCAACUUCCAUCACCACACACACCUCGAGCUGUCGACGCCAUCCCUCCCAACCUCACGGCCUGACGAAUGCCUAG